Messenger RNA from Ornithodoros turicata, 4872 nucleotides. RefSeq lists its product as uncharacterized. NCBI's taxonomy places the organism in Eukaryota, Metazoa, Arthropoda, Arachnida, Ixodida, Argasidae. The record is from RefSeq and is a predicted model, not a curated record. The transcript is spliced from 29 exons. The coding region runs from base 157 to 4788 and encodes 1543 amino acids.
GCUAAGGGCCAUUACCUGUGUGCCUGAAGACGAAGAAGAAGAAAAAGAGCGCGUGAACAGAACGGCACACUGUUGCAUUGGAGUGUUGAUGAAAGCAGAAUGCCUCGUGUGUAGCGUGUUCAACCUCAUCCUGUGGGCGGUCUCAUACAUGAAAGCAUGCAGAUGGAGUGCAAGAGGAGUUCGGCUCUGCAGAUGUUCUUUCUCUGCGGCUUGGCCUUCCAUCGCAUGGCGGAGAAAAAAAUUACGGAACCCGGAAUAAUGUGCCAUGUCCUGGACGAGUAUAGGAAGUGCUCCUCGGACGCCCUGGCCAACACGCACUGCACUAAUGACAGCGCCCUACGGGAGCACGUCCACUACUUCUCCUUCACGGCUGUUGAAGAACACGCGGCAUCCUGUCCUGGCACGGCAUAUUCAGUCCAAAAUAGUCCACAAAACAAAACUGAAGAUGGCCCACAAUGUGAAAAACGAGGGGUGUUGCGAGAGUUUUUCUCGUGCGGUUUCGAGUUGAACAGGAAGUGGGGAACCAAGAGGAGUCUGUUGAAAGAUACCUGGAGCAAGACUGAUCAAGCGCUUUGCAAUUCUAUGGAAGCGUUCAACACGUGCGUGAGUGACGCCAUCAAUGAAUUCAAAUGUGACGUCGAGAUGAGCAGACACAUGCUGUCUGUGAAGAGAACGGUCAUCGACACCAUCACUGUCCAUUGCAGCAGAAUGGUCCAGCAACCCAGAAUUAUACCCACAGUGUUUACGACGAGAAACUAUACGGGAUCCAUGAUCAACUGCAAUUAUAGAGAGAUGGUGCGAAGGUACUCAUUCUGUGCCGUAUCCUUUUACGCCGACAUGGAAAGCAGACAACUGCCAUUACCGGAUAAAGAGAGAUGUGGGCUGGUAAAUGAAUUCACCCAGUGUGACAGUACGGCUUCCGCCGAUACCAGUUGUAACUCUCCCCCACAUAUGCUCAUGGACCUGAAUUACUUCACGGAUGUCUUAAUUCAGCACUACGGACAAAAUUGUGCCUACGUCACCAGAUAUGUGACGCCGGUGACACCACCUGGACCUGCUGCUCCACCUGGUCCUACCGGCCAAAAAUGUGAUAGGGACCUGCUACGGCGCUUUUUCGGCUGCGGCAUAGCGUUACAAGUCGGUCUGGAAACGACUGACCCCUGCACAUGCCUGAACCAGUACGUGACAUGCUACCAAAAGGCAAAGAGAGACCUGAGCUGCAACAGCAAGGUAUCUCGCUACGUGUCGGAGUUGUCCUCCGAAAUGAGGAACACCUACAACGUCACUUGUGUCAACAACAAGUAUAUGUCCAGUGGGCACCUGCCCCUCAAGUGUGAUGCAACUGAAGCCAUGAGGCGAUUUUUCCUCUGCGAUCUCUCGUAUUUUCGGAUGGGCACAGAACAUGGACAAGAGACAGUCUGCAAGUUAGUGAAUGACCUGAAUGAGUGUGUCGCCAGACUGGAAUACCAGACAGGAUGUACCAAGUCUGCGUUCCACCAGCACGCUUCCAAUGUUAUCAGCAAAGUGACGUCUUCAGCUAAAAUGCGAUGUAGCGACAACUUGCAAGAUGGUUUCAUGAAGAAAGUGCAGACAGCCACCCAAAAGAAAAAAUGUGACGUUUCCGGAGCGCUAAAGAGAGGACUUCUCUGUUCCAUUGGUUUCCAGAAUUUCUUAGACCAAAGACUAACAAGGCGACGAGCAAGCAAAGAGGAAAUCUGCCCGUUCGUCAACGACUAUGAGAACUGCAUUGAGAGCGCGAGUGACGCCACUUCUUGCGCUACAGACGUUGCUCUCACCGGCCAGCUAAUGUCCUACAAGCAACUCCUCGAAGAUGAGUACCAAGUUCACUGUCGUAUGCAGGGCCCAGCGCUGGUGCGACACACACCGGACGACGAGAGGGCUCACGACGAAUCUCCGGAAUCUCCGGAUCUUAAAGAAUACGAUCUUGACCAACUAGAACAACCGAGGAAUAAACGGAAGAAUGAAGGAGAGUCCCGAUCAAAUCAACAGGCGAAUGAGGGUGCCACGAGGAACGCAAAUCCUGACCGAAAUAAAGAACGUGCUGCCAAACGACAUCGAAGUGAAAAUGCUGAACGAGGUCCGAGACGUCAAGAUGCUAGACAUAGCAAGAGGGACGAUGCGUCGUACGACGACUACGAUAAUGGACCUCAAGAAUCUGCCUAUGACUACGACUUGGAUGAAGGACAGCACGCACCACAAGACGAAGGCUUUCUAGAGGAUACGAUAGACAAAAAGAGUGCUUUGCUCGGGGACCCUUUCUUCAAAGGAAACUUGGUUAGGACUAGAAGAAGGGAAAGGAGCGUCUCCAAGCAGCUAGAUGAACAGGAAGACACACCAAUCGCACCCAAGAUGACAAGAAAGGACGAAUGCGAUGCCCACAGGUACAAGUUGGACCUGAAGAAGUGUGACAGGGGCAUCAUGGACGAAGUAGCCACCCUGUACAACAUGACUGCAAAGCUGUCUCGUAGUGCCAUGAGAGGAGCCAAAGGAUCUGCGUGCCUGGCUAUCCAGGAUUUCGAGGCUUGUCUCAAUAGGGCCCAGGUGAAGCACAAGUGUUACGUCUUGGACGAAUCGCAUAACAUGUCUAUCAUAACGGCGCUUCUUGCAAGAGCCUUUGACGUGGACUGCAGAGAUGCUCGUCUUAUGAAACAACUCGAUUACGGGCCCGAGGAAAGGCAUUGCAACGCCAGCAUGCUCUCAAAGUCCUACUCCUAUUGCGCUGUGGCCUUCUAUGCGGAGAUUGAAGGAAGACUAGUAAUUGAGAAUGAUACCGCGAUAUGUCCAGUGGCCAGGGAAUUCACCAGGUGCAGCGACUUGGCGUCCAUCAACAGCCAGUGCUCGAACACAAAGUUUCAAGAGCCCACUAACUAUUUCACGGCUGUGCUGCUGGAGAGCUACAGCAAAUUAUGUAACCUGAACGUCAUUGAUACAACGCAGCCGCCGCCGCGACAUUAUGAGCCCCAAUGGACGCCAGCGCCACCUUCCUGGCAGAACCCCGUCGAGAUGAAUCUACCUAACAUUCCUGCACAUUCUCCCGGUGGAGAAUGCGGUCCAGGCGGACCUGGGGGACCUGGCGGCAUCGGCGGCCCUUUCGGGCCAGCGGGGCCUCAGGGUCCGGCUGAUGGAGAGCCGGGAGGCAUUGGAGGCCCAGGCGGUCCCGGUGGUCGAGGUGGUCCAGGUGGUCCUGGAGGUCCAGGUGGACCCAAUUGCACCUGUAACAGAACUACAACGUCGCCGACCACAACUACAACGACCCCACCACCAACGCCAACGCCGGCAACGGUGACGACGACACCGACAACGACGCCGUCGACAACAACCACCACAACGACGACCACUACAACGACGCCAUCGACCACACCGGUGUUCACGACUACCACCCCACCGCCACCACCGUCAACGGAGUCCACUUGCCUUCAGAUCAAUACGUCGUACGAGUACCCCGGGGGCUGCAACAAGAAGGAACUGCUGCGGCAAUUUUUCACUUGUGGUAUAACCUUCCAGACCAACUUGGAGCUCAAGAAACCGGAGUGCCAGUGUUACCACGACUACAAAAAGUGCUUCGAAGAGGCCAAAAUUGCGCUCAACUGCACCGCCACCAAUGACGCACAGGAUCCUCUUUUCAUCACGGUCAACAUCCUCUCUGAGCUGAUGACCACCAUGUACAAUGUCAAGUGCAUAAGUUACGCAAGUCCGCUAAUACUGCAAAGCUGCAACAAGAUCUUUGCACUGAAAAAAAUCGUCAUGUGCUCCGUGACGUACUUCUCUCAAACAGACGACAGGCUCUACUUUACUCCUGGUGCUCACGACGUUUGCAGCGCGGUUACGGAUGCUCACAAGUGCGUGGCAUCUGCCGAGUACAGAAGCCACUGCACCGAUACGGAACUCUUCAGGCAGGGCAAACGGUUCAUCAAGCACGCUACACAAGAUGCCUCGUGCUCGGUCGAUAUGUCGGCCAUAAGUGGUCAAGCUCUAUCGCCUCGCAAGUCCAAGUGCAGGACGACUACGGUUACCAAGAGAGCUCUGACUUGUGCUCUUCAGUUCCAGAACACGAUUGAAGCGGAACGAUCGAAGGACGCUCUCUGCGAACACGUCUCGACGCUGCACAGUUGCUUGGAAGGAUCUAUGGAAGGCACGGAAUGUUUUGGCGAACAAAACAUGCAUCUGCAGUUGAGGAUGUACCAGAGAGUUCUUCAGGACAGCUAUAAGAUCAACUGCAACCCUGCUCAUGUUCAAGUGUACAGUGAGAUUGGGGAGACGUUCAGGAAGAAGGCUCUCAAGAGGUACUUGAAAGGCAGCAUGGCAAAGCAGAAUUACAGACCCAGCAAGACAUCUUUCCUGAGUAAUAACGACGACCCGCUAUUUGGACACGAUCUGUUCCAUGACAGACCCGAAUUAAAAGUAAAAGUAUUGCUCUCUGGUAACGUUACUUCAGGUCCCUGCAGGAGCAAAGGUCUUGAGAACGAACUGCAGAACUGCAACGCUACUUUUGUCCAACAAACAUCUGCGUGGUUUCCGGUCAUCAUGCAAAGAAAUGCCUCAGCAAAAGAAAAGCUCACCAUUUGCAGUGACCUUCGUAAUUACAAUUCCUGUUUAGUAUCUGCCAUGCAAGUUACAGGCUGCCAAGACCACCUGCCGACACUCCACGCGGUCCUGCUGGAACAGCAGCUCAAGUAUGGACUAGGUUUCUGCUCUGUCGCUUCUCACGCAUCGUCCCUGUGGAUUCUUCUUACGAUCCUCGUUGCAGUAGCCCUUACUGCAGAGUAAAGCGAAUGGCUCAUCUUUCUAUGCAGGGAACCGUUUUGCAUUGUAGUGAUUUCUUCAGGAAACAGAGUAAACCACUACACCGUA